Aureobasidium musti is the source of this 1353-nucleotide messenger RNA. The record is from the annotation of a GenBank genome assembly. Lineage: Eukaryota; Fungi; Ascomycota; Dothideomycetes; Dothideales; Saccotheciaceae.
AUGGACGAGAUGGGCAUCUUCGACCGCUACAACGUCAGAGUCUUGGGUACCAGCAUUCAGACUCUGAAGACCUCCGAAGACAGAGACCUCUUCGCUCAAGCUCUCAAGGAGAUCGACAUCCCCAUUGCUGAGAGUAUCGCUGUCAGCACCAUUGAUGAGGCUCUUGAUGCAGCUGAAAAGGUCGGCUACCCUAUCAUUGUCCGUGCUGCUUAUGCCCUUGGUGGUCUUGGUUCUGGUUUCGCCAACAACCCCGAAGAGCUUCGCAACCUGUCUGCCCGUUCCCUCACUCUCUCUCCUCAGAUCUUGGUCGAGAAAUCGCUCAAGGGAUGGAAGGAGGCUGAGUACGAGGUCGUUCGUGACGCUUCCGACAACUGUAUCACCGUCUGCAACAUGGAGAACUUCGAUCCUCUCGGUGUUCACACUGGUGACAGUAUCGUCGUCUCUCCCAGUCAAACUUUCAGCGAUGAGGAAUACCACAUGCUCCGUACCGCCGCCAUCAAGAUUGUUCGUCAUCUUGGUGUCGUUGGUGAAUGUAACGUCCAAUAUGCUCUCCAGCCUGAUGGUCUCGACUACAGAGUCAUCGAGGUCAACGCCCGUCUCUCUCGUUCGUCUGCUCUUGCCUCCAAGGCUACCGGUUACCCUCUCGCCUACACUGCUGCCAAGAUUGGUCUCGGUCACACUCUCCCUGAGCUGCCCAACGCCGUCACCAGAACUACCACCGCCAACUUCGAACCCUCUCUGGAUUACAUCGUCACCAAGAUGCCUCGUUGGGACUUGAGCAAGUUCCAGAACGUCAAGCGUGACAUUGGCAGUGCUAUGAAGUCUGUCGGUGAAGUCAUGGCUAUCGGUCGUACUUUCGAAGAAUCAUUCCAAAAGGCUAUCCGUCAGGUUGACCCCAGAUUCCAUGGUGUCCAAGGUGACAAGUUUGAGGACUUGGACGAUGUUUUGGCAAACCCUACCGACCGUAGAUGGUUGGCUGUUGGCCAGGCCAUGCUCCACGAAGGCUACUCUGUUGACCGCGUCCACGACCUCUCCAAGAUUGACAAAUGGUUCCUCUACAAGAUUCAGAACAUCGUUGACACUACCCACGAACUCGAAGCCAUUGGCAGCCUUUACGGUGUCAAGAAGGAGCUUAUGCACAAGGCCAAGAAGCAAGGUUUCUCUGACAUCCAGAUUGCCAAGGCUGUGAACAGCACUGAGGACGAGGUCCGUGCUCGCCGCAAGAACUUCGGAAUUACCCCCUUCGUCAAGAAGAUUGACAGUAUGUACCACUCCCACACCAUUACAAACAUUUGUACUGACUCUUUUAAGCUCUCGCCGCGGAGUUCCCGGCUGACACCAACUAUCUCGUGA